Molecule: messenger RNA, 2119 nt
Organism: Folsomia candida
Lineage: Eukaryota; Metazoa; Arthropoda; Collembola; Entomobryomorpha; Isotomidae
Product: ubiquitin-conjugating enzyme E2 J1
Exons: 5
Coding region: 387-1448 (353 amino acids)
Source: RefSeq, a predicted model, not a curated record
ACCAAGUGGACUCUGCCUGAAAAGAGAGCAAUUGCAAAUUGUUCAAGUUGAUUGAUUAUUUAUACUUGACAAUUUGCAAUUGUACGUGGCCUAACCUUGUUCAGAGUUCACUUGGCCACGUAACUCACUAAUUUCGAGGAAUAAAUAAAUCUACGAGCCGUUUUUUAACUAGGAUAAUCUAAUCUUGGUGCCUGAGGAAGAAGAUCAUAAAGUUUUUAGCUCGACAACAUAACAUGACACAUGACACACCCUUGUAGUAAUGGGCAAAGGAAAUCCAAAGGAAUAUUAAAAUACCGUCACUGAGCAGAAUUGUCUACCAUUUUCGUUAUCUCAUUUGUUGCGCACAAUCAUUUACUGGGGACUGAAGGAGGGAAGAAGGAAGGAAAAUGUCGGGUUCUUCUCCAAAUGUAGGGGGCUUAUCGAAUGAUCCUUUAAACACUGUCGGGGAUAGUUCUCCUCCUCCACUAGAUUCACAAACAAUGACGGCACGAUACAACCAACGCAAUCCAGCCGUGAAGAGACUGAUGAGGGAAGCUGCAGAAAUGGCAGUUAGUGACGAGAGAUGGGAUAUUGAUGCGAAGCCCCUUGACGAUAAUCUGUUUGAGUGGCACUUUACCUUCAGAGGCCCCCCAGAGACGGUGUACAGUCGUGGAGUGUAUCAUGGCAGGGUUAUAUUUCCAUCUCAGUACCCGUUAACCCCACCUGAGAUAGCUAUUCUGACGCCUAAUGGCCGUUUCGAGACUGGAACAAAAAUUUGUCUCUCCAUCUCUAAUCAUCAUCCUGAAACUUGGUUGCCUUCAUGGAGUAUUAGGACGGCAAUCACCGCACUUCGGGCGUUCAUGGCCUCUGACAGUCCGGGAGCUAUAGGAUCUCUGCAAUGUAGUGAUCAGGCACGACGUCAAAUGGCGACGGAGUCAAUGUCGUAUAAUUGCUCAAGCUGUGGGCACACAACUGGUCUAUUAGCUCCAAUGCCUGAACCGGAAUCAAAUUCAACCGUGCCUCAGGAGAAAAAUGAUGCACUCAUACAAGGAAACGAACAAACGACAGCAGAUAACACCAUCAGUUCCGGAGUUAAUGCUUCACCAACCACAGAACUCGAUGCUAAAUCAAUAACUACUUCUUCUAACGAAAUUCAAGAAACUAGAGGAAUAGGUGAAAGCUUGAUUAUACCAAAUGAACAAGCUGAACAAGCUCUCGUCGGCAAUGAAUCGGGACUCGCUUUACCGGAUGUCAACAGCGUAGGUCUGAAUGUAUCACCACCUUCAGUAGGACAUGGAGCUAGACAAGUUCAACGGAGGGUCCUUGUUCCACAAGAAUUGGCAGAGAUUGAGCGUCAACAAAACAACAACGUUUAUAUAACCUGCUUAAUUUUUGUUAUAAUCUUAGCGAUUACAGUGCUUGCCAUCCUGGCUUUAAUUAAGCGAUCAAAUCGUUGGUCAUCGAAGUGAAUCCUUAUAAUAAGGCUCAUGUCUAAUAGAAAAUUCUAACUUGUCUUUUUUAAUAUCGGUCUGCUUUACCAUUCCAAAAUUAUGUUUUUUUUUCAAAUUCUAGUUUGAUACAUUAUAGAAAUUCUUACUUUAACUUUCCGCUCUCCUACUAGGAAUCAAAGGCGUAAAAGUUAUUCAUUAAGGCCUAAAUAAUUUUCUGCCGAUUGAAUUAAAUAUAUUGUGCUAUUCAUGUAUAUUAUCACAGUAAAAGAGUAUACGAAUUUAUGAAUCCUCCCAGCGCAUAAGUUAAUACCAAUGUUACACGGCCAGUAUAAUUUGUUCCUAUACAAAUAAUUUAUAUAUAACUUUUCUUGUGAAAAUUCACUUUAAGUGAAGUCAAUUUUUGAUUUUGUUAAACUUGUAUUUACCUAUAUGAUCUUAUUUAUUAUAGAAAUGACUAUAGUUUCAUCAUGCAAUUUUCUGUCUCACUAAAACUUGGGGUUUUGUCACUUUAAUGAUGUACGCACAAAGUAAGAAAUACCAAAAAUAAAAACCAACUCCUUACCAAAGGUCUAUAGUAAUAAUAGUAUUCUGUGAACAGAACAAACUAAAUUAUAAUAAUAAUGUAAAUAACUCACAUAACCAAACCUAAUGAAAUAAAGGCUGAAUACUGUUAAAUCAGUUAAUCUGUA